Phyllostomus discolor (pale spear-nosed bat) is the source of this 3439-nucleotide messenger RNA. RefSeq names its product innate immunity activator (gene INAVA). Gene Ontology annotation, biological process: adherens junction maintenance; positive regulation of protein ubiquitination. Lineage: Eukaryota; Metazoa; Chordata; Mammalia; Chiroptera; Phyllostomidae. Bases 492 to 2135 code for a protein of 547 amino acids. The record is from RefSeq and is a predicted model, not a curated record. The transcript has 10 exons.
CCCGGAGGGCCGUGCAGACAGGACCCCGGUGCCUCCCUGUGGGGCUCCCCCACGGGGAGCCCCCUCCCUGCCGCCCGGAAGUGCAGGGGCCCGGGAGCAGCCGGGGCGGGACUGUUCCGGGAGGGACCGGCUCACCUGCUCCGCCCUCUGACUCAAGUCAGGACAGGCAGCCUGGCUCCCGGGCUCAGCAGCCUGGGAGGAGGGACGCAGGGACACAGAGCUGGGGCCGGGCGCUGGCACUGGCAGGGUUAGCGAGAGGACAGUGGGAGCCAGGGGGCCAGGUCCCAGAGCAGCGGGAGGCCCCCUGUGGCCAGGGAGACCCCCGGGCCAUAGCAUGUGACACCCUGGGUCCCCGACCUGGGCUCCGAGGCUGCGUUCGGACUCUGGACUCCGGGAGGAACCACAGAAGCAGCUGGGGAAGCUCCAGGCCGCCGGCGCGGCCCGGCCCAGGCCGGGAGGGGUGCCGUGCCUCCUGGCCCCAGAAGCCCACCAUGGAGGCCAAGGACGAGGCCAGCGACACCGACAGCGGCGUCAUCCUGCAGUCUGGACCCGACAGCCCGGUGUCGCCGCUGAAGGAGCUGAAGGGGGCCAAGGAGCUGACGCACGCCAUGCGCAAGCAGCAGCGGGCGCUGGAGGCGCGCCUGGAGGCCUGCCUGCAGGAGCUGCGCGGGCUGUGCCUGCGGGAGGCGGAGCUGACGGGCGUCCUGCCAGCCGAGUACCCCCUCAAACCUGGGGAAACAGCCCCCAAAGUCCGCCGCAGGAUCGGGGCCGCCUACAAGCUGGAUGAGCGGGCCCUGCACAGAGAGGACCCCCUGAGCGGCCUGGAGCAGGAGCUGGCCCUGCAGCUGCAGAUCGCCGAGGCCGCGCGCCGCCUGAGCCGCGAGGAGAGGCUGAGCCGGCAGGCCCGCCGGCAGCGGAAGCGCGCCCUGCUGCAGGAGGAGCAGAGGCUGCGCGCCCUGGAGCGCUGCCUGGGCGAGCAGCGGCGCCACCGCGCCUCCCUCCCCGCCGCCGCGCCGGCCCUGGACCCAGAGCUCUGCGUCUCGGACGACAGCUCCCUCUCAGACGGGCUGCUCCUGGAGGAAGAGGAGGCCCGGGUGCCGGAGCCCGCCCCGGCGUCCCCGCCCCAGAGCCUGGAGGGGCUGCAGCCUGCGGGGCCCGAGCCGGGGGGCCUGGACCCGGCCCCCAUCCAGAACGGCCCCUGGAAGGAGACCAGCCUGGACCAGCCCUACCAGAAGCCGGGGAAGGCUUCAGACUCCAGCAGCGAGUCCAGCAGCCCGGCCACCACGCCACAGGACUGGCCCGCCUCCUGCCACGCGGUCCCGGUCCGUAGCGUCCCCGGCCAGCGGCAGGGCCGGACGAGUGCCCCGGCCACGCCUGACAUGCAGGGGCGGAGGGCCCAGUCGCAGUCUGUGAGGAUGGACUCCUUCCGGGCAGGGCCCCGCCGCCGCCCCACGCACUACACGGUGACCGUGCCCAGCUCCUGCUGGCCCCCGAGCGGGCCCCCGCGGCCGCCCCACGCGCCGCCCCACUCCUGCUCCGAGGACAGCGGCUCCGACGGCUCCAGCGUGUCCCACGCCACCUCGCCCGGCAGCAGCAGCCCGGACGUCUACGCCCUGCAGCCGCUGUCCCCGCCCCGGGCGCCCGGCUACCCCGGGGCCUGGGGCCCGGACGCCCCCCGCCCCUCGCUGCUGCUGCCCCCCGGGCCCUUCCCGGCCGAGCUGUACGUGCUGGUGCGCGAGGGCUGCCUGCCGCCCGGGGAGGCGAGCCACGCGGCCCUGGAGGAGGAGCGGCUGGCCCUGCGCCUGCAGCAGCUGCAGCACCUGCAGCAGCACGUGCGCCCCCGCGGGCGCCCGGCGCGCACGCCCUCCCUCAAGGACAGCCCCGCCGGCCGCGCGCUCUGCCGGGCGGCCGUGACCCAGGAGCUGCAGUCCUGGCACGAGCGAGCCCGCCUGCGGGGAGCGCGCCCCCACUCGCUGGACCGCCAGGGCGCCUUCCGCCUGCGCAGCCUGCCCCUGGGGCGCUCCCUGGGGCCCCGGACACAGGUGCCCGCCGUGUGUGUGCUGCGCCGAUCGCCCGAGGGGGCGCCCGUGCAGGUCUUCGUCCCCGAGAAUGGAGAGAUCAUCAGCCAGGUGUAGCCGUGGCCGGCGCCCUGGGCCCCCGAGAGUGCGCUGCUCCCCGGCGGGGCUGCGACCCCUCCUGUGCCUUCCGCAGCUCCCCCGCCCCCAUCGCCGGCCGAUGGCCUGGAGCUGAGACUUCCUUUUCUUUUUAAACCAGUUUUUGUUCAGAAGUCCUGGUCUGUGGGUUUAUAUUGUCGUUUGUUCCCAAGAUGGCUGUCCCGUGGCGGUGCCCCUCAGAGACUGGCCGACCGGCCCCGAGGCCCCCCGCCUGUCGGACUCACAGCGCGCCUCCGUACGCAGCCCGAGUGGCGGGGUGCGGGGGCAGCCGGGGCCACAGCGGGUGCCCCCACACUGCACCCUCUGGUUCCGAGAGCGUCCCUGAGAACAGCCGGCACCCCCGGCCCUGCUCCCCAGCUCUCUGGGCACCACAGCGGUGCUGGCUGGGGAGCCCCUGCCCCCCGACACUGUGCUCUGUGACGCACGCACCGAGCGAGGGCGCCCGGUCUGUGUCCUGGUGGAGGCCCGUCUUCCUGCCCCCUCCAGACCCUGCUCAGGGUCCCCGUCACUAAUGGCUCUCGGGGCCCCGUGGGCUCCCAGCGUUGGCUGGCCUCUGAGCCUUGGGCAUCAGGAGGCCGGGCGGGGGCCCAGCCCGCGGUGCUGGCCGGAGAACAGCUCACUGGGACCCCUGCGCGGGGCAUCCAGCCCCGUACAAACGCUGUGGACAUGCACAAACACUGUGGAGAGACGGUGUGCUCCAGGGCAGGUGGGCGUGGCCACGGCCCUCCCACUUCCCGCCUCGCCCCGCCCCGCCCAUCUGGGCCCUGAGAAUGUUCCGGUGCCAGGGCCAGCCCUUGUUUUCCCCGGCAGCGGGGAGUGCCCACGCCAAAGGGCGUCGACGACCGGUCCCGGCAGCCGGGACUUGAGUAGGCCUGGGUGGCUGGCUGAGACGGUCCCCUGUCCGGGGCCUCUGCUGCCCGGCGCGGUGCCCAGGGGGUGGGGGGCCCUGCUCCGAGGAGGCAGGCAGAAGCCCCAGAUGCUGAUUGCCCCCCCACGGGGAUCCUUCCCCUCCGAGGUCCCUGGAUGUGGCCAGCGGCACGGACGUGGCCGCAGCCUCCAGGACACCGAUGCCUGACCCCCAAGAGGCCCUGCUGUCCUGCUGGACAGAGGCGGUGCUGCCCCGGGGGCCGGCGGUCCGAGGGCUGAGGGAGGAGGGGGCACCUGCAUGCGCGAAUGUCCUCCUUUGGCUGUUGUCCUCGCCCAGUGUGUCUCUGAGCCCCUCCCCCGGCCCAGCCGCCUCCCCGCCCAGUGUCCUCCGGGGCACC